Molecule: messenger RNA, 634 nt
Organism: Miniopterus natalensis
Lineage: Eukaryota; Metazoa; Chordata; Mammalia; Chiroptera; Miniopteridae
Gene: CGA
Product: glycoprotein hormones, alpha polypeptide
Biological process (GO): thyroid hormone generation; positive regulation of steroid biosynthetic process
Cellular component (GO): extracellular region; follicle-stimulating hormone complex
Molecular function (GO): follicle-stimulating hormone activity
Source: RefSeq, a predicted model, not a curated record
AUGGAUUACUAUAGAAAACACGCAGCUGUGGUCCUGGCCGCCCUGUCUGUGCUCCUGCACCUUCUCCAUUCCUUUCCCGAUGGCGAGUUCACAAUGCAGGUUUGCCCAGAGUGCAAGCUAAAGGAAAACAAAUACUUCUCCAAGCUGGGUGCCCCAAUUUACCAAUGCAUGGGCUGCUGCUUCUCCAGAGCAUAUCCCACUCCAGCAAGGUCCAAGAAAACGAUGUUGGUCCCAAAGAACAUCACCUCAGAAGCUACGUGCUGUGUGGCCAAAGCAUUUACCAAGGCCACAGUAAUGGGAAAUGUCAAAGUGGAGAACCACACAGAGUGCCACUGCAGUACUUGCUAUUAUCACAAAUCUUAAAUAUUUUGCAAAGUGCUGUGUUGAUGAUGACUGCUGAUUUCCUGGAAUGGAAAAUUAAUUUGUUCAGUGUUUCUGGCCUUUCGAGAUAAAACCUCCUUUACCUUACCACACCCUUUUUGGCAUGCUUCAAGGGUAUACUGUAACUUUAUUGCUUUUCUCUACUCUACAGGAUAAUCAGCAGUUGGUUCUUUUAAUUUGGAAUGAAAUACAGCGUUUAGCAUGACUGUAAAAAGCUGGUUCUGCUGGAAAUAAAGUCUUUUAAAUCAUCGUU